AUGUCCUCAGGGCAAGUGACGAGCGUGAUCAUGUCCACUAAAACCGACGAUAUCCAAGGAUCGUGCAACUGCGGUUCCAUCACUGUCACACUCAAAGAGGGAUUUGUGGAGGGGAAACAUGCUGGCGUAGCCUGUCACUGCUUGAAUUGUCAAAAGACCACCGGUUCAUUGUUUGCUUACCUGCUCCCUGUCUCGCGUUCCGACUUUACAAUCUCCGACCCCUCCUGCGUCCUCCGAACCUACGCUCAACACGGGACUGAUUCCGGCAAGCCAAUGUAUCGGCAGUUCUGCGGAAAUUGCGGCUCCAGCAUCUUGUCGCUUCCCGAUUCCGAACCGGAUGGGGCGUAUCUCAAGCUCUCUCUGUUCGGAAACGACCUCCCACCGGCCGUGGAGCUCUACACCGACUUCGCCAAGCCCUGGGAAAAGUCGCUAGCGGAGCAUCGCUUCCCCCGAGCGAGCACGUAG
This is a messenger RNA of Punctularia strigosozonata HHB-11173 SS5, 465 nucleotides long. RefSeq lists its product as uncharacterized. Gene Ontology annotation, molecular function: carbon-sulfur lyase activity. Lineage: Eukaryota; Fungi; Basidiomycota; Agaricomycetes; Corticiales; Punctulariaceae. The record is from RefSeq and is a predicted model, not a curated record. The transcript is spliced from 3 exons. The coding region runs from base 1 to 465 and encodes 154 amino acids.